This is a messenger RNA of Rhipicephalus sanguineus (brown dog tick), 423 nucleotides long. RefSeq lists its product as uncharacterized. The record is from RefSeq and is a predicted model, not a curated record. The transcript is spliced from 2 exons. Bases 1 to 423 code for a protein of 140 amino acids. NCBI's taxonomy places the organism in Eukaryota, Metazoa, Arthropoda, Arachnida, Ixodida, Ixodidae.
AUGGAAGUUUCGUCAAGCGACUCCGGCGACAGCAACGACUUCGGUAGAGAAGAAGAUGCCGAGCUUGCCGACCCUGCCAACCAUUUCGCGUUUGACCCGCUAGCAAGCUCGUCAGAAGAAGAGAGCUCGUCGCCAGACAGCGAUAAUGCCAUGCAGGAGGCCUUGCGCAUCGGGAGCGUCCAAUGGUGCCUCUGUGGGAGUUGCCGCGCCAUGGAGACCGAGACGGAGUCGGUGUGUUGUCGAGAGAUCGACAAAGUGAACUCUCUUGUGCCGGAUGAGGCUGCCUGCGUCACAGAACACCCGACAUUUCGGCGUGGAUGCUUAGACAUCCACGCCCUGGAGAUAGCGUACUACGCCUUGAUGGAAGACCGUCCGGGCGUCAUUGAGGCUCCAGAAAUCCACAGGUAUUACUGCUGCGAUUGA